AUCACACAAAAGUGCGCAGAUUAAGCCCUGCUGCCCACGUCCACUUUAGUUCCGCUUGCUAAGUACUUGAUUUAAUAAGUUAAUAGGCAAUGCUUGGUGUAAUCCUGUUAACAUUCUGCCAUUUAAAAAAACAUAUGGGAUAACAGUUUAAAAAAUAAUUUCCAUAUUGGUACGAAAGUAUUCAGACCGUAAGAGUGCUUGUCAUGCGGGGUGGACUGUGUUUUUAAUUGACACUGGUAGCAAUGCAUCGUUUUUCGAUUCUACUGCUUCUUUCACCACUGCUUCUCAACACAACAUUUGGUGCUAAUAUUACAAAAGACUGUCCAUCUUUAAGCCAAUUUAAAAAUGGUGAAGUGGAACAACUCUCAGCCUUCAAAAGAAAAUUGUCAUGUAACAAAGGUUAUACUUUGUAUGGUCCGCAAUACAUAUACUGCACAGAUCGAGGCGUGUGGAUACCGGAAGUACCUUCUUGUAUAAAGAGUGGUUGCCCUAACCUCCCAAUAAAUCAAAAUGUCCGAGUCUCUGAAGGAAAACAGAAAGGAAGUAUCAAAAGUUUUUCCUGCAAUCCAACCUUUAUUUUGUCUGGUGCUGACCGAGUCCUGUGUGAUGGGACACGAUGGAGUGGCGUAGGACCAAACUGUGUGAAAUAUGAUACCUUGACACGCAAUUUCACUUGUGAUUUCGAGGACAAGGGGUUCUGUAGCUGGAUUCAGGAUAUCAAUGAUGACUUUGAUUGGACAAGAUGGUCCGGAAAAACAUUAAGUGACGGAACUGGACCUUCAUCUGAUCAUACAGGAAACCCCAAUGGUCACUAUAUCUACAUUGAGACAACAGACAUGCUUCGUAAUUCAAAAGCUGUUUUGAUGUCCCCUACUUUCCCGCCAUUAAAGAGCAUAAACACGUGUGUGGAAUUUUGGUAUCAUAGUUUUGGAAGAAACGCUGGCGCACUCCGUGUCCAUUUAAAACCAACAUCUACCAAAGGGAAGCCACUGGUUAUAUUCGACCGUGAUGGGUUGAAUAAUGAUACAUGGUUUCGAGGUUUUGCUGAAAUACGAGCACAGCAAUAUACCUAUAAUAUUCUGUUUGAGGCAACGGUUGGAGGAGCUUUUGGAGAUAUUGCUUUGGACGAUAUCAAUAUCUACAAUUGUAAAGUACCAACACGUCCUCCAGUGAAAGGUGUUAAGCCGACGCCAAGGAAACCGCCAACAUUAACAAGAAAAACCCAGUCAAAAGGACAGUUACCAACAACAAAGCCAACCACAACAAAGCUAACUACAGCAAAGCCAACAACAGCAGUGCCGAUAACAGCAGAGCCAACAACAGCAGAGCCGACAACAGCAGAGCCAACAACAGCAGAGCCAACAACAGCAGAGCCAACAACAGCAGAGCCAACAACAGAAGAGCCAACAACAGCUGAGCCAGCACAAACAUCGGCGUCGUCUACAGAAACUGCAACUUUGGAGAUUGCUUCGACUGACGGUAUAAUAGCACUCUCUUUGCCCACAGUAACAGCCAUUAAUAAUAUUACUACCCCACCCAUGGUAACAGAAAGAACAACAAAAGACACAUCAAUGGUCAGUGCAAUGAAGGAAGAUUUCUCUAGUUUUGUAGGGUCCGGUGAUGAUACUGUUACUGAAAGACCAGAACCUACAUACAUUGGGACCACUGGCCCAGAUGAGAACCCCUCGUCUGAUAACACUCCUGUUCCGACUAUAGACAUUUUAAGAUUUACUACUGAGAAUACUAAUAGUGAGGAUUCUAAUACUAUAGACAUUUUAAGAUUUACUACUGAGAAUACUAAUAGUGAGGAUUCUAAUACUAUUGUUGAUAAUAUUAAAAUCAGCAAUACCAAUGAUAACGAGGCCCCUAGAACUAAGUCGAAGGAAAAACCCGGACGCCAUCCUGCGUACGUAGCCGGCCUGAUUGGAUCUGUAUUAGCAGUGAUAAUAGCUGUUAUUAUAUUGGUUAUAGGCAUUAGAAAGUGGAACAGAAAGAGACAAAGCUCUUCUGCCGUUAAAGAGGUGAACGAGAAUGAGCUGAACGAGAUACUUGUCAACGAUAGUAAGCCAGAUAUCUCGCCACCACCAGAGAAUCCUUCCGAUAAGGGAAAUGUCGAAACGACGCUUAAAGCAGAUCUAGAAGCCACAAACAAUCCUAAGCCAGACACCUCGCCACCACCAGAGAAUCCUUUCGACAAGGAGAGUGUCGAAAAAGAAGAAGCCACUAGCAAGAGCGAUAAGGACGUAAAUAAUGGCAGCAAAGAAAUGCAAAGGAUCGAUAACCGGGAGGACGAUAAUGCCAAGAAAACUUUGGACGCAAAUACCAACGAAGAAUUUAAAACGAACUCUAAUGAAAUUGUAACCGAUAACAUAACACCAGACACUGAAGCCAAGAUAAUUGAUUCAGCCACUAUCAGCGCAAACGUGGAAGCUUUAUUAUCAUCAGGAUCAAAAGAUAAUAGAGAUAAAGAAAGUGAUCAAGAAAAUAAAGUGGAGGAAAAGACUGGGUUAACGUCAACAACUGAUGGAAAUGUCGAGGACAAAAAAGACGAGAAAAAAAUAGAUAAAACUGACUCGAAAAAUACCGAAGAUAAAAUUCCACUACUCGAAACUCAGAAAAAAUCCAAUGAUCAUAAAUUUUUAAUGUUCAAAAAACUAUUCCGAAAGGAAGACGCAAAGUCUGCGAAAAAUAAAAAUCCAGAUUCAGAAACAGCAGGAACUUCAAAAGAACAAGAGCAAAAAGAUGAAACCGCUAAUACAAUUAGUGAACGUGUCAGUAGACAGCAGAGCAAUGAUGUUGAAAAUGUUGCCGUACAAAAAGCUGAGGGGCUUAACGCGGUGCUUCACAAAGCUGAGGAACAAAACGAUAAAUUGGCAAGUGUUGAAGGGCAAGACUUUCAGUUGCCCAAAGCUGAUGGCCAAAACGUCGAAAUGCCAAAAGAAGAGGGGCAGCAUGUUGAGUCGUCAAAAUCUGAGAUAGUUACAGACAAUGCACAAAAGGCUCCAACGGACAAAAAAGCGAAUGAAAAACAUUUGAAGAAACUAAAGAAAGAACGUGAGAAUGAAGAGAAGAGAAGAAAGAAAGAAGAAAAGAAAAAGAAAAAGGAAGAAAGUAAAUCGAAAAAAGAUAAAACUAAGAAAGACGUUUCGAAAGCAAAGGAUGAGAUUGGAGAAAUGAAAGAUGUUUCGAAAGCAAAGGAUGAGAUUGGAGAAAUGAAAGAUGUUUCGAAAGCAAAGGAUGAGAUAAGAGAAUUGCAGACAAAAUCUUUAGAAGAUAAAAACAUCGAAACAAAGGAUGCUGAUGGAAACGCACUCACAGCACAAACUAACAUCGGAUUAGAAGAUCAGUGCGUUGAAAUCCAAAAGGAAGAGAAGACUGACAGGGAGGCGGCCUCUUCAAUAACUUUAGGCAAAAAUGAUCAACUCUUUGGUAUAACUACUAAUCUUUUUGACUUAAUCAACGACUCCAAAGAUCCGCUGAUACCAGAAAUUACAAACCAAGAUGACAACCAGACUCCUUCUGAGGCAGACAUGACUUUAACCGUCAAUGAUACAAUAGUCGUACGCUUUUGAUUUGGCAUUUCAAAAAUUGUGCAAAGAGAGCACUUGAUAUUAAAAAAAAACCACUUGAUCAUGUGAUGGAUAAAACAAGAUCAGCUUUUCUGGAAGCUUAUGAUUUUCACACCAGACCAACUCCUUUGGAGAAAUUGUGUGAAUGGAAAGUCUAAGUUGUUCAUAGUGUGCCUUGAUUGAUAUUUUCAAUGCUAAGACGACUAUGCACUGACAUUUCUUAAUAGAACUUUAUUGUUCAAUUUAGUUUUAUAAAAUGUAAUUUAAUUAUUUCUUUGUCAAUACAUUUUGAUUUUUUUCACCAAA
Biomphalaria glabrata is the source of this 3875-nucleotide messenger RNA. Its product is annotated as WASH complex subunit 2-like. The record is from RefSeq and is a predicted model, not a curated record. The transcript has 8 exons. Gene Ontology annotation, cellular component: membrane. NCBI's taxonomy places the organism in Eukaryota, Metazoa, Mollusca, Gastropoda, Planorbidae. Bases 243 to 3572 code for a protein of 1109 amino acids.